Molecule: messenger RNA, 1819 nt
Organism: Strigops habroptila (Kakapo)
Lineage: Eukaryota; Metazoa; Chordata; Aves; Psittaciformes; Psittacidae
Gene: TMEM98
Product: transmembrane protein 98
Exons: 7
Coding region: 172-873 (233 amino acids)
Cellular component (GO): endoplasmic reticulum
Source: RefSeq, a predicted model, not a curated record
AGUGUAAAGGUCGGUGUUUGCGCACCCGGUGCGGAAGUGGCACCGUCCCCGUGUCCCUGUGUCCGUGUGCCUGCGGUGGCUCCCAGCUGGCAGCAGUCCCCCCAUCACAACAGACCCCACGGUGCUGGGAUGGCACCGCACGCCUGAGCCUCCCCCUGCCUGGGACCAGCCAUGGAGACGGUUGUCAUCGUGGCCAUCGGGGUGCUGGCCACCAUCUUCCUGGCGUCCUUCGUGGCGCUGGUGGUGGUGUGCCGGCAGCGGUACUGCCACCCCAAGGACCUCCGGCACCACUAUGACACCAAGGAUGUCCGCCGUGUCCCCAACAGACCCAUUGUGGACCUGAUGGGGACUACUGAGACACCAUCAGAGCCCUCGGAGCUGGAGCUGGACGACGUGGUCAUCACCAACCCACACAUCGAGGCCAUCCUGGAGAAUGAGGACUGGGUUGAGGACGCCUCGGGUCUGGUGUCCCACUGCAUCGCCAUCCUGAAGAUCUGCCACACGCUGACAGAGAAGCUGGUGGCCAUGACUAUGGGCUCGGGCGCCCGCGUGAAGUCCCCCGCCAGCCUCGGGGACAUCAUUGUGGUGGCCAAACGCAUCAGCCCCAGGGUGGAUGACGUGGUGAGAUCCAUGUACCCGCCGCUGGACCCCAAACUGCUGGAUGCGAGGGCGGCGGCGCUGCUGCUGUCGGUCAGUCACUUGGUGCUGGUGACCCGCAGCGCCUGCCGCCAGCCCGCGGCGCGGCACUGGGUCGAGCGCUCGCUGGCGGCGGCGGAGGAGCACAUGGCGGUGCUGCGCCAGGCGGCCAUGGCCGCCGAGCCCGAGCGCCCGCCCGGCGCCGAGGCGCUGCGCCAGGAGCAAUCGGCCAUCUGAGACCCGGCACCGCCACCAGCGCCCCCCCCCCAUGGCAGUGAACCCCGGGGGUGCCCCCGCACUCCGGACGGGGGGGCUGUCUGCGUGUGGCUGCGUGGUUAUGGAUCAUGGGGGGACCUGGGAGGGGAAUUUUGGGGGGGUCGGAGUGGGUUUGGGGGGUCUCGGUUUGGCUGCGGGCUUAGGGGAGGUGUGGGGGGGAUGAGGGGUUUGGGGGGGUCAGAGUGGGUUUGGGGGGUCUCGGUUUGGCUGGGGGCUUAGGGGAGGUGUGGGGGGGGAUGAGGGGUUUGGGGGGGUCGGAGUGGGUUUGGGGGGUCUCGGUUUGGCUGGGGGCUUAGGGGAGGUGUAGGGGGGAUGAGGGGUUUGGAGGAGCUUGGGAGGGGAAUUUAGGGUUUGGGGGUUUGGAGGGGGCUUAAGGGAGUUUGGGGGGGAUGAAGGGGCUUAGGUGGGGAAUUUAGGGAGGUUUGGGGGGUUGGAGUGGAUUUGGGGUGUCUUCAGGGUUUGGCGGGGGGGUUAGAGGAGGUUUGGGGAGUCUAAGGGGGUUUGAAGGGGCGUGUGGGGUUUGAGGGGGGUUGGUGGGUUUGGGGGGGCCUGGGGGUGUUGCUGAUUUGGGUCUUUCUAAACAAAGCUGCAGAGGCUGGUUUGAAAGGGGAUGCUUGAUUCUGCACCAGGCUCGACAGCCCUUGGGCAGAGCUGAGCCUCAUUGAAUACAGCCGAGAUUCCAUGAUUCCACGAAAUACCUGUACCUCCAGAGCUGCCUCUUCUGCAAUAUGAAUCCCAAUCCCUCCUUUACCGAAAGUUACUUGUGCGUCCCGUUGGUUUAAUAAAUCUCUCCCCAUCGAGGGCAUCGGGUGCUCUGGGAGAUGGGGACAUUUAUGAGUAAAAACCCUUCUGCCAAUUCCACACCUACGUGGUUGAAGUAAAGGCCGCGCUUCCCUUUUCCUGGUCA